ACUGAAAAAAAAAACAAUAGUGCUUGACGUCAUGCGAACGACGAAUAUUUAGCAUUGGUGGUUUAAUUAUUUGUGGCGUUUUGUGUGGACAUUUAUUAAUGUAUUUAGUGAAAUUACAAAAAUGGAAACCGAUUGGAUGAUAGAAGAUUCGACGACACCAAAGGUGACGUCAUUAACCUCGUUGGACUCCGGAGUCCGACCGGCUCCCAGCGGAGCUGCCUAUGUCGCUGAGAGGAACACGUGUCUCAACUUGUUCUCAAGAUGGAACGAGACAGACCAGGUGGAGUUUGUGGAACAGUUGCUAGCUCGGAUGUGUCACUAUCAGCAUGGACACAUCAACGCCUACCUCAAACCAAUGCUGCAGAGGGACUUCAUCAGCAUGCUUCCAAAGAAGGGUUUGGAUCAUGUAGCUGAGAAUAUUCUGUCAUACUUGGAUGCUGGGUCGCUGUGCGCCGCCGAGCUGGUGUGCCGGGAGUGGCAGAGAGUCAUCUCCGAGGGGAUGCUGUGGAAGAAACUAGUUGAGAGGAAAGUCAGGACGGACUCCUUGUGGAGGGGACUCGCUGAUAGGAGAGGAUGGAUAAUGUACCUCUUCAAACCGAAGCCUGGCUGCCAGCAUCCAUCCCAUUCGUUCUACCGUCAGCUGUAUCCCAAGAUCAUUCAGGACAUACAAUCCAUAGAGGACAACUGGAGAAUGGGCCGACACAACUUACAGAGGAUAAACUGCAGGUCGGAGAACUCUAAAGGUGUGUACUGCUUACAGUAUGACGACAACAAGAUAGUCUCCGGCCUGAGAGACAACACUAUCAAGAUAUGGGAUAGGAAAACGUUGCAAUGUGUUAAGGAGCUGCAAGGUCACACGGGUUCCGUCCUAUGUCUGCAAUAUGAUGAGCGAGCCAUUAUAUCUGGGUCCUCGGACAGUACUGUCCGGGUAUGGGAUGUAAACACGGGGGCCAUGCUCAAUACACUGAUACAUCAUUGUGAAGCUGUGCUGCAUCUGAGGUUCUGCAAUGGAAUGAUGGUGACUUGUAGCAAGGACAGAUCGAUAGCAGUGUGGGACAUGUCUUCGACUACCGAGAUCAUGCUGCGGCGGGUCCUCGUCGGCCACAGGGCUGCGGUCAACGUUGUGGACUUUGAUGAGAAGUAUAUAGUCAGUGCCAGCGGAGAUAGGACUAUUAAGGUGUGGAAUACCUCCUCGUGUGAGUUUGUCCGGACGUUGAAUGGUCACAAACGUGGUAUAGCCUGUCUCCAAUACAGAGAUAGGUUGGUGGUAUCAGGUUCCUCGGACAACACAAUCAGACUGUGGGACAUUGAGUGCGGACAGUGCAUCAGGGUGUUGGAAGGUCACGAGGAACUUGUUCGGUGUAUACGGUUCGACAACAAGCGUAUAGUCAGCGGGGCAUAUGAUGGGAAGAUCAAGGUCUGGGAUUUGAGAGCAGCCCUGGACGUGAGAACACCUCACCAGGACCUCUGCCUACGGACACUAGUGGAACACACGGGCAGAGUGUUCCGGCUGCAAUUUGAUGAAUUCCAAAUAGUGUCUUCGUCCCACGAUGACACAAUUCUAGUGUGGGAUUUCCUGAACUACGGUGGGGCUUCGCCAGCGGCGCCCCCACCCCGUAGGGCUUCCCCGGAACACGACAGGGCCUUCUAUGACUAGGUCCAGGUCCUGGCCGCUUGGACGUUAUUGCCAUGAUAGCGUACGAACAGAAAGCGGUCCGACUGCUGUGUUCAGUGAUGUGACAAGUGCAGUUCUGGUAUCCUUGUGGUGUUUCAUUGUUAAGCCAAGAUCUCAUCGUGAUGAACGAUACAUAACAUCAAUGAUGUAUUCAGGCCCUUAUUUAUUGAUACAAUAUAAUAAUGUAACCGAUAUCUGCUGGAAUGUUAAUGACAAGCCCGUAUUAUGUACUUAAAACUCGGACCUCGGUGUCAAGGGAGAUUUAUAGUCUCGUGGUUUCUGUGAGAAUGUGAUUUGACUGGUUUUUAUUGGGAUCACAGACUACACUGCCAGCCGAUAGUUUAAUAUUUUUUCAUGUAUAAGAAAAUGACAUGUCGGCUGGUGCAACCUUAGUACAGGUCCGCAACGAUAAACUAAUUACAAACAGUUUGCUGUUAUUGAUUUACCUAAGAUACUAUCACGUCAGGAGAUAAGUGAGUGGAAUACCGUAAACUGUCAUUGUUUAGUCGAAUGCGGACUUGUAGUAAGGAUAAGAAUAACGUUAGCUGGAACCAUCGUCACUGUUCACUGUAAAACAUUUCAAAUGAAAAUUCAAGGAAUCUCAAAAUUUUAUAGGCUGUGUGUUGUUUGAGAUAUAAAUAUAUAUAUAUAUAUAUAUAUAAAAUAAAGGGAAACUAAAGGUGAAUGUAUUGGUUACGCUGAAAUUUUUUUUAUCAACAAUGACUGACGCCAGUUAAAUACUGCCCGAGCAAGUAGGUAGUGUCACGGGUAUUGGACUGACAGACAUUUUCAACACCUUCUGUGUUCGCAAACAGACAGACGGAUGGUGAGGGAAUUAAUUAUCUUCAAGCUGAGCAUAUUAAGAAUGACAACAUAUAUAUUUUUUUAUUAAAUCGUUCCCAAACAGCUUUGUUAAUUUUGUUUAAAAUUUUAAUUAUAAAUUUUUGCUAUACAAUUAUCGUUCAUUGUUUCUACAACUUAGUAUUUAGACCUUAAGACAAAUAAAGGUAUAUAUAUAUAUAUAUAUAUAUAUAUAUAUAUAUAUAUAUAUAUAUAUAUCAGUCUUUAGUCAAACAGUUAUCCACCCCAGUCACCUAUCCCUCACCAGAGUAGUCCAAUACCCUAAGAUAACGGAGAUAAUGAAUUUAACUUAUAAUAUCAUUAAAACUUUGAUAGUUUACGGCUUUAGCUAAAUGAUAAUCGUUGUACAUAGGAACUGAGGCUGCGAUCGGGGAAGUGACGUAUAUAUAACUACUUGCCACAGAUUAUAAAACAAAUGUUUAUUGAUUAAGACUAGUUAAAAAAUAGGAGCAACGAAUGAAAUGCUACUUCGUUAAUGAAUACCCGGUCGCAAUCGAUUUGUAAUGUAAUGUAGAUACAGUUAGUGUUGCGUUACGUCGUUGCUAGAUAGUCGCGAGCACGGAACGACUGGCAAAGGAUGUGGCCUCGGAACUGACGCGCCAAUGUACGUUGCAAUUGAAUUGGCGCGCCAAUGUACGUUGCAAUUGAAUUGGUGCGCCAAUGUACGUUGCAAUUGAAUUGGCGCGCCAAUGUACGUUGCAAUUGAAUUGGCGCGCCAAUGUACGUUGCAAUUGAAUUGGCGCGCCAAUGUACGUUGCAAUUGAAUUGGCGCGCCAAUGUACGUUGCAAUUGAAUUGGCGCGCCAAUGUACGUUGCAAUUGAAUUGGCGCGCCAAUGUACGUUGCAAUUGAAUUGGCGCGCCAAUGUACGUUGCAAUUGAAUUGACGCGGCAGUUGAGAACGUAGUACAGCCCUGAGCGAUGGUUACCUGACGAAGCGAUACUAUGUUGAUGGUGAUCAUUAUGUGGUUCAGUUAAUGCCUAUUAUAUAAUGCUAAGAUAAGUAUCAUAGGGUUUCUGUUACUGUAAAUAUUAGGAAAUUAAUUAAUUAUAAUAAUUUUUUUUUUUAAAUAAAUAAACAAUUAAAAUGGUUUAUUACUUUUUCUUUAAAUAUUAUUUUAAUGUAUAUAAAUUAAUCUGUCCUGUGCGGUGAGGUUCGGUCGAGUCGGUUCCCGAUGGCAUGUUACAGUUUACAGAAAUGUGCUGAUAAAAUUAUAGUGUAAUUUUAUUUUUAAAUGAUAUAAUGCUGUUUGUAGGAUAUCAUUUGUUUUGCAUAUGUUAAAAUUUUUUAUAUGUAUAGUAAUUAUUAUCAUAGUUGUUGUCAUUGGGAACCGUCGAACAUGUGUAACUACAAACAUGACAUUGUUUUUGUAAUUUUGACGAUACUGGUCGGCCUUAAAGUUGUCUAAAAUUUUAAAUAACACACAUAUAUGUAUAUAUAUACAAAAUAGAUGUUUGAUAAUUAAUUAAUAUGAUGUAACAGUAUUUUUCUGAGAGUGUAUGGCAACCUUUGGCAUGUUCUCCGCUACUGUAAUUAAGGUGUAUCGAUGAUGGAUGAGCGAGUAUCUGUUCAGCUCUAUCCCUUCAUGGGGUCACGCGGGAAUAUCUUUCCGUACGGAUGCCUUCAGACGGUAAUUUUUUUUGACUAACACUGUCCAUCAGCCCCAUGAUAGGAUUCAUUUAUUCUGUAAUAUAUAUUAUUUUGUAAGUGAAUAAAUUUUGAUUGAUUUUGCUUAAA
Molecule: messenger RNA, 4272 nt
Organism: Danaus plexippus (monarch butterfly)
Lineage: Eukaryota; Metazoa; Arthropoda; Insecta; Lepidoptera; Nymphalidae
Gene: slmb
Product: F-box/WD repeat-containing protein 11
Exons: 12
Coding region: 122-1657 (511 amino acids)
Molecular function (GO): protein dimerization activity
Source: RefSeq, a predicted model, not a curated record